This is a messenger RNA of Orbicella faveolata, 5370 nucleotides long. Its product is annotated as gamma-aminobutyric acid receptor subunit beta-3-like. Lineage: Eukaryota; Metazoa; Cnidaria; Anthozoa; Scleractinia; Merulinidae. Gene Ontology annotation, molecular function: transmembrane signaling receptor activity; extracellular ligand-gated monoatomic ion channel activity. The record is from RefSeq and is a predicted model, not a curated record. Gene Ontology annotation, biological process: monoatomic ion transmembrane transport. Gene Ontology annotation, cellular component: membrane.
ACAAUCUUUAGAAAGAAGCCGAUACUUUGAAGUUUGAAUAUCUGUCGUUCGAAUGUUUUUCAAGCCUGCACCGGCUAUAGCCUUAGAAUUAAUUUACAACCUUCCCAGAUGUGGUACAGUCAGCAAAUCAUUGUCUUAAUUCUUUGCCAGAUCCACUUGUGGAAAUCUAUUUCAGAGAGCAGGUCCUUAACGGAUACCAAGAAGAAGAACGAAACCAAACCCGCCAAACAUGAUGUACAUUUUAUGCACAGGAAAACUGUUCGAAGUAUCCACCCCCACUCUAACCUGACUCGAAUGAUUCUUGGGAACGUGUCUGUGGCAGAUGCUGUGGAAAUCUCGGAUGUGAAGACGUCGUCUAAUAAAGAAUCCGAUUUGCCAGUUCUUAAAAACAAUUACAUGAACGAGACUUUGGCGGGGAAAGACAUGUCACGCCUGUUAGAUGCCGUGUUCAAAACCUAUGAUAAGCGAAUUAGACCCUUUUAUGACGUUAAGACACUAGAUGUCCAAAUGGAUUUACUUAUCCUGUCCUUUGGAGAACUAAGUGAAACCAAUAUGGAAUUUUCAGUUGACUUAUACAUGGGGCAGUUCUGGCGAGAUCCUCGACUAGGAUUCGGUCUUAACAAAACUAUAAUACUUAGCGGAGACGCAACAAACAAGCUCUGGCUCCCGGACACAUUCAUUAUAAAUUCAAUCGACACGAAAAUCCAUCAGCUGGUAGCUGUUAACAAGAAGGCUUGGGUGCAUCUAGGCAAUGGAACGAUAAUGUUGGUUUUGAGAUAUACCGCUCGAAGUUCUUGUAGGGUGGACCUGAGAGAUUAUCCUUUGGAUGAUCAGAUUUGUCACCUGGCCUUUGAAAGCUUUUCGUUCGAAAACACGGAUCUAAAUCUGACUUGGAAGCAAGCAAUAGGAACCGACAUUUACAUUUAUGACAAUGAAAUGGCACAGUUUGAUAUUUUAACAGCAAGAAGAGCUGGGAAACACAGUGUUUAUCAUUCUGAGACAUUUGCUGGUCUUACAGCCACGAUACGUUUCAGGCGUCGAACAAUGUACUAUAUCUUCCAAAUGUACAUUCCAUGUAUCUGCGUUGUCAUUCUGUCGUGGGUGAGUUUCUGGAUUGACGAGACGGACGGAUCUGAUCGCGUUGGACUGGGGAUAGCCACGGUACUAACCAUCAGCUUCAUGCGGGGCUCAAUGAAUGACAGCGUGCCUCGCGUAUCUUAUCUCAAGUCUGUGGAUUAUUUUUUGUUGGGUUCCUUUGUAUUCGUGUUCAUGACGCUGAUUGAGUACGUGUUAGUCUUGAAACAGACUAGAAAGGAAAAGAAAAAGAAGAAUGAGAAAAAUAAAGAAACGAUUGCGCGAGAUCGGCAGCGCGAGGCUGAGUUACUGUUCCCCGAAUCAGAGGACGAGAAGGUGUGUGUUACAGUGUCAGUUGGUAGUAAAACAUACGACUUUAAAAACGGUAGAAUAAAAACGGAGGAUAAUUCGGAGGCCAACUGCAACACGCAUAAUGGUGGCGGAAGAAACGUCAGAAUUGUAGAUCCGCGGAGCAAUAUGCCAAAGACUAAACGGAAGCCGCCAAACCGCGCGCAGCUGAAAAAGCUUCAUAGAAGGCCCUCCAUGAUUCAGAUGAUUAGAAAGACUAUUGAAGAAGGCGAAGAGGAAAUCUGCUACUUGGAUAAGUACUCCAGGAUCUUCUUUCCUCUUUCGUACACUAUCUUUCUGGGAAUAUACUUUGGUAUCUACACUGUGCGGUGGGAAAAUAUCGUACAGGGCGAACAAAUGUCGUAGAACCUUAAUAGAUCACUUAUUUUUAUCUGGUUAAAGAUGCCCUUGUUCUGUUACUUUUCCAAAUCUUGAGCGAAACACAGUCUACUAUGAUUCACAGUGCAAUUGUUUACUGAUGCAAGAGGUGUUUACUUGAGAGGAGGAGAUAAUCAGUGAGAUCCGAUUAUAAAGAAAGCUAAUGAGUAGCCUCAUCGUUGAAUUGGCUGACACAUGUUGCGGGAGCCGCUUCUCGUUAUUAUGAUAACAGAUAUCUAUUUUAAAGCGUUAAUUAGCUUGCAUCGUUAUUAGAGUAUUAACAGCAAUGCAGUUGACCACAAAAGAUACAGUCGAACCUCCACUAGGGGCCACCUCUCCACAACGGCAACGACCACUAAAGCGUGCCUCAAGUGCCAAAGUAACCUCUCCACAACGGCCAGUUAAUCAACGACUGACGAACAGUGUAGGCAAAACCCCAUUUUUUUGUUGUAAAAGCUAAGGUGACGAAAAUGGAUCCACACUGCUCAUCGUUGGUCUCAGUUUCUGUCUGGGUCCUGUUUCAUCAAUAUGUUUUGAUUGUUUUACAUAUUUACAUGCUACAAUAGGCAUUUUGUAAAGAUAAGUAUGUUGCACCCCCGAAAAAAUUCAAGUAUCAUAUUACACCCUCACCUCCUUAUAACUGUUACCUCUCUAUACAGGCCACUUUCCUCUGUCCCCAUGGUGGGCGCUGUAGAGAGGUUCGACUACUAUGUGUAACCGGAUUGUCAACUGACACGGCACAUAUUUUUGAUGGCUAGCUUUUCCGAUUUCUCAUAUCCAAGGCGUAAGGGGUAGGAUUUUAUGUGCGGCAAAAUAGGUCGUAUUCGUUUUCUCGGUAUUGAACUGGAACUAACUUGCAAUGGAGUCUCAUGUGGGGAAAUAUCAUUAAAAAGAGAAAAAUGUCAUUUGUAUUUGACAAGACUCCCCGCGUUAGCCUCAGUUGCAAGCUAGUUCCAGUCCAAUACCGGGAAUACGAAUAUGGUCCAUUAAGAAGUCGCCGGCUUGUGACAUGGACUCCGCACUUUUAUUUAAAACAAAUUUAGGGUUCCAUGUCCAUUCCCAAAUUUAAAAGUACUGGGCGUUGAAUGUUUUUUUUUUUUUCUUAAUUUCAUCCAAUGAAAUCACGUUGGCAUAGAAAGUCAACUGACAGCACUGUUGAAAUGCUGAUUGCUUUGUCGUUGUUUAAGAUAGAAAAAAUAUCCUACAAUGAGCUUACUUUUAAACAGCCGUGUUAAUGAGCUGGACAUACUCUGGUGUUGGUUAACAGGUAGAAAAUAAAAGAUACGAUAUUUUAGUUACCCAAACACUGUUAAAAAAAGGGGAAAAGACCACAAUGUAUUUCUAUGUGGAAAUUUAAACUUGUACAAAACAAGCGUACUUAGAUGUAACCAGAUAUAACUAAAUAAUUUGUAUUUUUUUUUUAAAUAUAAUACUUAUUCUUACUAAUUUUCGCAGGUACUUAAUUUCGCGAAAAUUCGGAAGCGGAGUCUCGCGAGUAUUACAUUUCGCGAUUCCAGGGGAAAAAAAACUGUAAACAAGUAGAUUUAAUUUCGCGGUUUCCCCAUUGCUUUAAUCUCCCAAAUCUUGAUCUGUGGACCCCGUUUCACUACCAGGUGCCCACAAAUGGAAAAUUUGAUGACUUUACUAAAUAUAUUUUGGCAGAAUUACAAGCUGAAGAUCACAGUGAAUCGAAGAAAGAGUGCUAAAUAGUUGAAUACAAGACCCAAAGACUAUAUUUUCAAGGACAGAAAUUGAACAGUUACAUGUACCAACAAGACCGUGACUCAGAACUUUUAAAAUCCGUGCAUGUUUUGUUUUCCGACAUAAUCUGUUGUUAAAUUUCGCUUGUUAAUUUUCGCGCUCUCUUUUUUUUUCGCGAGUAAUAAUUUUUGCGACUUUUUCCAAAACGCGAAAUUUGCGAAAUUUAGAACGCACGAAAAUUGGUGAGAAUAAGUUAGUUUUGUUGGAUAGAGACUGAAUAAUCUGCAUUCCCUUUAUAUAAGUUAAGGUAUCUUGAAAUCUUUUAAUAAACUGCAAACUAAUAUUUUACUGACUCCAUGUAGAAAUAACUAUCCUUGAUAAUCAGCCAUUUUGCUAUUCUUUUUAUGAGAUGAAAGUAUCUAAGUAUUCCACGACAACAAUUUAUUUAUAGUUUCUGUCAUAACAUAUCUCUUUUCUUCUUGUCCCAUAGUAUUAUGGAGGUCAUUUUAGCGCAUCGUAUUAUUUGCAUACCAGCUCCCGCAUUUUGGUUUCAAACUACAUUUCGAAAGACAUAUAGAUUAAAUUAGAAUAAUAUUCAACAUAUUGCAGUGACGAAAUUGGUGGUACUGUUACUCAAAGCCUGAAAUAAUUCCCAUGCAAAGCUUAUUUCGUUGUAAUUCUGGCCCACCGGUUUUCUUUAACUAUUUUGUCCCAAAGGCGUAAUGUUUGUAUUUACGUAUACCAACAAAAUUGAUCUUUUUUUGCUUUUUCUCCGACUAGUAAUGUAAAGCACUUUGGCUCCUGAUGGGUUGAAAAAAGAUGCCUGUCUCUAACACUAGUGUUAGAGUUUUAACAACCUGCAGGAUCAGUUUUUACUAGCAUUUUACUGCGUCUUGGCAUAACUCUCUCGAGACUAAGGAAAAAAGUCCUCCAUUGGUUGAGUUCAACAUCAUCGCCCAGAUUGCAUACAGCAUAUCCAUGUGGGCAAAACAAACGGAAAAAAACCUCACGACAACAACCGCUACUGUUACUGCUAGACCUUGAGAAUGCACACAUGGAGGUCAUGAAUUAUAUUUGUUUUCAAAACUAAAAAGAACCCUCUUCACGUUAUUACAUUAUUACUCCACGUCCUGUCACGUUACAGUAUAUAAGCGCAGGAUUGCGUGACCAGCUUCCUCAAGCAUAGGAACGAGAAACCAUAGAAUAAACACGGUUAUGGUAAUGAAGACAGCGGAUGAAACACCAUAUCCCGCCAGUUCAACAAGUUCUCGCGUUGCUUGGUUGAUUAAACUUCCUGCUUUUACAACUAAUAGAAGAAGCAAAUGUAAAAUUGCACCAACGAUCUUUUCUAUAAUGAGAGCUGUCCCAAAACUGAUCUCCGACACUAUUCGAGCUGCCAACACGAGCAGAAUUUUCAAGACCUCGCGAAUCAGUCCAAAGAAUACUUGAAGUACUGUGUAUAUUCCUUCCCCCGUAUAACACACCAAGAAUAGGUAGAAAUUGCAGAUAACAUAUAGAACCAGACGACCUAGUUCAUGGAUAAAGUUUCGGAAUAUGAAACGAGCAAGAGAUGUGUCAGUUUCUUUCGCUUUCUUUGGCGCCAUGUCAAUUUCGCUGUAGAUGUUCGUUUCUUUAAGAUGACACACGCCGGAGCUUUCAAAUGUUCGCUGGUUUGUCCUCACGCUUUAGGAUGAGUAUGAAGAUAAAGGUUCCAGUAAUUUAGCAAAUAUUCUGCGAAUUGCCGGCAUUCGCAUUCAUGUUCGAUUGUUUAUCGACCGUUCUGAUGUAUUCAAAAAAGCGGGACAAAAUCGAAAUCUGAAUGUACCAAUACAGAGACUCAUCUUUGCUUCAAAUCAGUUCAAAUUAAUA